AUGGGAAAACUGAGGACGAUCAAUUCGUUCCCCCUUCCCAGCGAGCUAUAUGAGAAGAUAUUUGCCUAUUGCACCAACCACGAUAUCUACCAUGUCGCCCAAUCAUGUCGAUAUCUGUACCAGGUCUCUAUACGGGUGCUCUACCGCAUAAUACCAAAGAUGGACCUCUCGAGGACGAUAAACUUCCUCAUUUCUGUUUGUUUCUACAAACACCACGCGCCUUACGUUUGGUCUCUGUCUAUCGUCAUGUCGAAAACCGAUAUCUGUGCUCCAUUGUCUAAGAUGGAGACAUUCCAACGAUUGCGAAAACUGGGAAAUCCAAUGAAAUCCCUGUCAUUUCGGAACGUUCUGCAGGAUUACAUGACACUAAUCAGCACAACGAUACAGAAGCUCUCCAAUCUUCGAAUGCUCGAGCUACGGCUUCUGCCGUCAGACAGUAUCGACAGCACCGCAGCUCGUCUUCUUGGUAAUGCCCCUUUCCAACUCAGGAUAUUUAUCACGACGUUGGAAUGGGGCGCAGCAAUGGGCAGAUUCUUGCAAAGUCAACGUGAAAUGAAGGAGCUACAAUGCCCUAUUACCAUCCAUCCCGACAAAGACAUCAUCUCACCAGGUAUCCUUCCGAACCUUGACUCUCUAUCAUGGUCUGACGAGACCCCGAUGGCAACCGUCCGCCUUCUGAUGCACGGAAGGCCCAUCACAAGGGUGUCGCUUCGAUUUCAUCGAAAGUGCACCGACAUUACUCCAUUCAUCGAUAUUGGAGCGCACUCAAGUUCUAUCAAGCAUGGCCUCUUCACGUUUCAAGCAGCCGUCAUCAAGUCAGAAUUCAUUGCCGCUAUUGCAUUGAAGUUUCCGGCAGUCUGUGAGGUAGCGAUCAAGGUCAGGGAGAUGUCAGAGGCAAGUGUUCUAUUUAUUACUCAAAACCAUUGUGGCUGA
This is a messenger RNA of Psilocybe cubensis, 933 nucleotides long. RefSeq lists its product as uncharacterized. Lineage: Eukaryota; Fungi; Basidiomycota; Agaricomycetes; Agaricales; Agrocybaceae. The transcript has a single exon. The record is from RefSeq and is a predicted model, not a curated record. Gene Ontology annotation, molecular function: protein binding. The coding region runs from base 1 to 933 and encodes 310 amino acids.